UCACGUGUGUGCAGAUCACGUGACGGCGGCUGCGAUGGCCGAGGAGGAGCGGUCGCUGCUGGGUUCCGUCGGUGGUGACGAUGGCGGCGGUUCUGCGGAGCCCGUCCGUUCCCUGCCCUCCGCCUGCGACCCGCGGUGCUUGCCGCACCGGCUCAUUGUCCUCACGCUCAUGUGCUUCCUGGGCUUCGGCAGCUACUUCUGCUACGACAAUCCAGCGGCUCUCCAAACGCAGGUUCAACGGGAUAUGAAGGUGAACACAGCUCAGUUCAUGGCACUCUAUGCCUGGUAUUCCUGGCCUAAUGUGGUUCUCUGCUUCUUUGGAGGUUUUCUGAUAGACAGAGCUUUUGGAAUACGGUUGGGCACUAUAAUAUUUAGUAUCUUCGUUUGUGCUGGGCAGGUAGUUUUUGCUUUGGGAGCACUCCUUAAUACUUUCUGGCUGAUGGAUGCAGGCAGAUUCAUUUUCGGAAUAGGUGGAGAGUCCUUAGCAGUGGCACAAAACACGUAUGCAGUCAGCUGGUUUAAAGGCAAGGAGUUAAAUCUUGUGUUUGGAUUACAGCUAAGCAUGGCCAGAAUUGGAAGCACAGUGAACAUGAAUAUCAUGGGAUGGAUAUACUCUAGAGUUCGAGCUCUUCUGGGGUAUACUGGUCCCAGUACUCUUGGGUUAACUCUCAUGAUAGGUGGCGUAACAUGUCUCUUUUCACUGAUGUGUGCAUUAAUCCUUGCUUAUCUGGACAAGAGAGCAGAGAAGCUCCUUUCUAAAGAGCAAGGGAAAACAGGUGAAGUGAUUAAGCUAACUGAUGUGAAGGACUUCUCUUUGUCCUUGUGGCUUAUAUUUGUAAUCUGUGUCUGUUACUAUGCAGCAGUUUUUCCUUUCAUUGGACUUGGAAAGGUUUUCUUUAUUGAGAAAUUCAAAUUCUCACCUCAAGAAGCAAGUGCAAUUAACAGUAUUGUGUAUAUUAUAUCGGCACCCAUGUCACCAGUCUUUGGACUCCUGGUGGAUAAACUUGGGAAGAAUAUCAUCUGGGUUUUAUGUGCUGUAAUAACUACACUAGCUUCUCAUAUUAUGUUGGCUUUUACCUUCUGGAACCCCUGGAUAGCAAUGUGUUUGCUAGGAGUGGCGUACUCACUGCUUGCCUGUGCCCUGUGGCCCAUGGUGGCCUUUGUUGUUCCAGAACACCAGUUGGGAACUGCUUAUGGCUUCAUGCAGUCCAUCCAGAAUCUCGGUCUGGCAAUUAUUGCUAUAGCAGCAGGGAUGAUUCUGGACACAAGAGGAUACUUGUUUCUUGAAGUCUUCUUCAGUGCUUGUGUUUGCUUGUCACUAAUAGCUGUAGUCAUGCUGUAUUUUGUGAACCACCUUACAGGUGGUGAUCUCAACUGGUCUGCGAAGAAAAGGGAAAAACUGCAAAAAGCAGCUGCAGCUGAAAAAUAAAGAAAGUGACACUUCAGAAUAGUAACUUGCAAAGUUCUCUUCCUUGGUCUUGACAAAACAUGGGUGACGUGUUAAAGGUCCUUUGCUGUGCAUAGCCCUAACUGCUGGAAUGGAGUAGUAUUGCUUUUUAAGUGUUGCUUGAUCAAACAUGAAGGUAUCAGUCCCUUGCUGUUGGGAUAGCUCCUAAGUUUAUCCGCUCUGCACAGUAGAAAGUAUACUUGUUUCUUUUUUUUUUUUUUUGCUAUCUGAGAAUGCUAAAUGAGGGUAAAGCUCUUGAUGCAUAUGGACUGCUGUACAAGGGAGUCAAGGGUUUCAGAAUAAUUGCCUUGUAUCAGGGGAAGAGGAAGGGAAAAGCAUUGUAUGGCAAAGUCCAUUCAGAUGUCACCUUAAAGGUGAAACAAAAGAUUCUUCUGCUCCAGUUUCUCCAUUAUGUACUUAACAUAUGUACUUAAUUAUGUAUUGGUGGAAAAGGACCUGGGGGUGCUGACGGCCACUGAACAUGAGCCAGUUUGUGCCCAGGCAGCCAAGAAGGCCAACAGCACCCUGGCCUGUAUCAAAAAUGGCGUGGCCAGCAGGGCCAGGGCAGUGAUCGUCCCCCUGCACUCAGCACUUUGAUGCCACACCUUGAAUACUGUCUUCGGUUCUGGGCCCCUCGCUGCAAGAGAGACACUGAGGUGCUGGAGCAUAUUCAGAGAAGGGCAGCAAAGCUGGUGAAGGGCCUGAAGCACAAGUCUGAUGAGGAAUGGCUAAGGGAACUGGGGUUGACUUGAAACAAAAAUCAAAACGCCUGUCAGUAAGGUCUAGUUAGGUGACUUGUGGGGUUUAAUGUGAAUUUUUUUUUUUUUGUCCUAAUUUGUGGGCUUUUUAUACAGUAGUCUUGAGGAAAACUCAAGGAAACUAAAACCUCACCAGACCUGGUGAGUGUCCUAGCUUAGUUGUGAUGAACGUCAUCCUCGAGUAAAAAGGUCACAGGCAGUUUUUAAUGCAAAUGCACCAACAAACCCCAAAGCCUUGCACCCAGGAGGAGUUCUCUGU
Pezoporus flaviventris is the source of this 2464-nucleotide messenger RNA. It is a transcript of the gene MFSD1, whose product is annotated as major facilitator superfamily domain containing 1. The coding region runs from base 35 to 1429 and encodes 464 amino acids. Gene Ontology annotation, biological process: transmembrane transport. Gene Ontology annotation, molecular function: transmembrane transporter activity. Gene Ontology annotation, cellular component: lysosome. The transcript has 16 exons. The record is from RefSeq and is a predicted model, not a curated record. NCBI's taxonomy places the organism in Eukaryota, Metazoa, Chordata, Aves, Psittaciformes, Psittacidae.